GUUCGUGGGAAAGACUCCGCAGUAAUUGUAACACAGAAGAAAGACAAGUUACUGGAUUCCAACACAGUGACUCACUUAUUCAGAAUUACAGAAAAUAUUGGCUGUGUGAUGACAGGAAUGACAGCUGACAGCAGAUCUCAGGUGCAGAGAGCCCGCUAUGAGGCUGCUAACUGGAAGUACAAGUAUGGCUAUGACAUCCCUGUGGAUAUGCUGUGUAAAAGGAUUGCAGAUAUUUCUCAGGUCUACACACAGAAUGCUGAAAUGAGGCCUCUUGGUUGCUGUAUGAUUUUGAUUGGAAUCGAUGAAGAACACGGCCCUCAGGUGUACAAGUGUGACCCAGCAGGUUACUAUUGUGGAUUCAAGGCCACAGCUGCAGGAGUUAAACAGACAGAGUCAACCAGUUUUCUUGAAAAGAAAGUAAAGAAGAAAUUUGAUUGGACAUAUGAACAAACAGUAGAGACAGCAAUAACAUGCCUGUCUACUGUACUAUCCAUUGAUUUCAAACCUUCAGAAAUAGAAGUUGGUGUAGUUACAGUGGAAAAUCCUAAAUUCAGGAUCCUUACAGAAGCAGAGAUUGAUGUCCACCUUGUAGCUCUGGCAGAGAGAGACUAGUGUUUCCUUUUGCAUUGUCUGUGCUUCUGGCCAGAAUAUUUGGUGAAAACACUUAUUAAUGGCUUUAGAUUAUGGGUGGAAAACCAUGUUCACUAUAUGAUGUAUUUUACUCUGUACAAAUAAAACAGAGGUUUUUGAAA
Messenger RNA from Chaetura pelagica (chimney swift), 752 nucleotides. RefSeq names its product proteasome (prosome, macropain) subunit, alpha type, 6 (gene PSMA6). The transcript has 6 exons. The coding region runs from base 109 to 612 and encodes 167 amino acids. The record is from RefSeq and is a predicted model, not a curated record. Gene Ontology annotation, cellular component: nucleus; proteasome core complex, alpha-subunit complex; cytosol. NCBI's taxonomy places the organism in Eukaryota, Metazoa, Chordata, Aves, Apodiformes, Apodidae.